Molecule: messenger RNA, 1746 nt
Organism: Symbiodinium necroappetens
Lineage: Eukaryota; Dinophyceae; Suessiales; Symbiodiniaceae
Source: the annotation of a GenBank genome assembly
AUGGAGCGAAAGCUAACCUGCUCUUACGGAAGCAUCAGUUUCGUCAGGCAUUUCGAAGACAUCCGAGAAACUAAGCGAAGCUUCCUGUUUUCUCAUCGGCGUUGCUUAGAGACGUCCCUUCUUGCGCCCUGUACAAGACAUGCCGUCCCCUUCGGAAACGCCGCUGCUUCGUUGAUGGCACACGUUACCAACAUCUCGCUUGACAUCGAGCCCGCUGGCACUGGCCUGGCAUGGCGGCGCAGGAUGCUACAUGGCUCGCCGGCUGCUUCUGCGAUGGGAACAGGUGGAAGGAAGGGGUGGCACAGGAAACAGCUGCAACGGGCUUCCGGAGACAGCUGGGACAUGUACAAGUCGUCGUCGGAGCCAUCUUUGCGCAGAGGCGAAUCGGGAAUUCUGCCAGGACUAUCACAGCUUUCGCCAAAGCUCGCCCAUGCGAACUCAAGGUGUCGUCUCUCUUCCUCUGGAAGCAGCAGCACCUUGGAGCUUGAGCUGGCCCACCCAGAGGACUCAGGCUUGCCAGAUGAAAAUGCGGGCAAAGAGCAGGGUCCCGACCAAGGGCGGGGAAGCACAGACCCUGGUCACGACGUGCGCCCGGACGCUUCGAUUGACCCCGUCCAGGCAGAUGAGACGGCCACCCCACGCACGCAGUGGCAAAAUGCCCUGCAAAGGGCAAUGCAGGAAGCUGAUGUGCGCUUGCUGUUUCGCCUUGACCUGCCUCUUAUGGUGAAGGCAGUUGCCGACGGCGAGAUCACAUCCUUGUCGGAACCAAGCCCGCCGAGGUGGCAGCAGCUGAAGGCAGCAGCGCGGUGCUUGCAGCAAGAGUUGCAGGAAACGGACGCCAGACGAGGACAGAUUGAGUCCUUGCAGGUCAUUGGAAACCUGUACGCAUUCUUGGAAGAGCAGAAGUGCGCACAAGGCUUCGAUGCCUUAUGCAAGUCUUUCGACUUCCUCUUCGGAGGUUUGGAGCAGGCGCAGAAGGUGCUUGACGUAAACCGUACUGGGAUCAUGACGACUAUGGAGUUCGCGAUGGCCAUGAGCCUUGUGGGCCUUGACUUGGCUCUGAUCAGCGGACUUGAUGAGCGAGAAAUGUUCUUGACUGUGGAUGAGUCAAACGACGGUUCAAUUCGUAUCCAGGAGUUCCUGCAAUUUUGCAGCACUAAGCCUACGGAGCCAGAGCAGAGCAAGAAGGCCGACCGUUCCAAGCGAAAGCCUUCGCCAAACAAGGCCAAGGUCAAGAAGAGGCUUUCCACGACAGCAGUCAUUGAGUCUGCUGGAAUGAAGGUGCUGCAGGAAAGAACCUCCAAAGGAGUGAGACUGCAGGCGCUGGUGGUGCCCAAACCACCGUCAAGUGGUCCAGAGGCUUCCAACGCAGGCAUGCAUGUAGCGCUGGACGAGCUCGACGAAGAGGAGAUCGAUGAGUCCAUUCGUAGACUGGCAAAGGAGGAAGUGCAACGUGCACAAGCCAAGUGGACCUGCGUAGCCAAGUGGCUCUCCGCUGUGCUAGGAGCUGCGUUUCUUCUGGACCCAGAUCAGGAUCGAGCAAAGACCUGGGAAGAUGAGCGGCAGCAGGUGGCAUAUCGCAUUCCAACAUGCGAAUUGCUGUCAGACUUAGGAAUCGGAGGAAUCCGGUGCUUGGGCACCGACAGCAUCACUGUAUCAAAACCAGAAAUAGACAUAGACCUGUUUGCAUGGACCUCAAACGCAUUUUUUCGAAGGUAUGACAGCUGUGAGAGUGUGCUCUGUUGA